UCGGCCAACAGGCCAUGCCACUCCACAGGUCAGAGGUUAGCCUGUAGGCCUAAUCAGUAGUAGCGCUUAACUGUAAACAAGCUUGUGCAUGCGGAUAUCGGAUGAACGAGUGGUUUCCAAAACCACGAUAUAGUCAUAGAAAAUAACCAUCUGGAUGUCUUGCUGGGGUUAUCAUUCAUGUACCUUUCCAGCGGACUGAGUUUCUGUCGAAUGAGAAGAACAUCUUGCACCAUGGAUGGAUUCUGCCUUCUCUAUCUGCUCAUGAUCCUCCUGAUGAGAUCUGGUGAUGUUGAAACCAACCCUGGACCAGACAGGAUUGUCAGUGAAAAGGAAUUCUUAAAGCUGUCCAAGCAAAUUGAACCUAGCCACUACCAAGAAGUGGGCAUUAACCUGGACAUCUCCAUUGCAGAGCUUGGGCAAAUCAAGGAACGCAGCCUAAAUACCAGUGAUGCAUUGAUGACAGUCUUCACAAGAUGGAGAGACAAACAGCCUCCAGACACAGACAUCAGGGCUCUUCUUGCAGAGGAAUUAGAAAGAAGUGACUUAGGGUCCCUCUCUGGCGAACUACUUGCUGGCAGUCUAGUCCCAAACAGGACAGGUGCACCUGUUACAAGGCCAGGAUCACAGACCCAAUCACUUUCUCCUGACCUGAUCAAGAGAUGUGCAGAUGAUUUCAAAUUCAAGUACCGGACAGCUUUCUGUAAGAUCAGACAUGAUCCUCUCGACCCUGAUUCCAUUGUACCAUUCACAGACAUGUACACAAACCUUGUCCUGGAAGAGGAAUAUCGGAAAAAACGCAAGCGACCACUUGAGUACAGUGAUCUCUUUAAACUCGAAGUCAAUGGAGAGUUCCCCAAACGGAUCAUGGUUCAGGGAGAGGCUGGGGCUGGAAAGACAACAUUCUGUGCUAAGAUUGCCUGGGACUGGAUAAAUGACAGUCCUGCUGUCCCAAAGUUUGUGUGGGUACUUGUUGUCCCUUUUCGUGAAGCCAAACAAUACACGAUCGGUGAGAUUGCCAAGUCGUAUCUCUCCAAGGACAACCCAGCAACAGCCUGCCAGAUCACUGAGUACAUCCGAUCAAAUCCAACUCAUGUUUUCAUUGCGUUUGAUGGAUUAGAUGAGUUUAAGGGCAAGGUUGUACAGGAAGGGGAAGCUGGUUCAAAGUCUGAAUGUCACCAGCCAAAGUCUGCUGAUCAAACCAAGGCAAGAUCAGAAUCAAAGAUGAACAAGAAUAAGCAGCAAAAGUCAAUGCAGCCAAAGUCAUCAAGUGCCACUUUGCAGCCAAGAGUCAACAGUGCAGAGGCAAGUGGAAGUUCUUCAGAGAGAGGUGACAUUGCACUUACAGACAUUCUUCAUUCAGAUGAACUUGCCACUUGCCCGGUGUUGGUGACAAGUCGCCCAUGGAAGGUCACAGAGAUAAGAGAUAAUGAUAGUCUGAGGAAGCUGUACACUUUCAUUCAUGUGGAAGGUUUUAGCAAGGAGAAUGUGGAGGUUUACAUUCACAAGUACUUUCCUGAAGAUACGGUCAAAGCAGAUCAGCUUAUCCAAUUAACCAAGGACAAUGUCAUCAUAUCUAAGAAUAUGGCCCCGUUUCCUAUCUACAUAGCUAUGCUCUGUCUUAUGUGGAGAGAACUUGGUGACAAAAAACAAGAAAAGUUGAAGUCAUUACAAACUUUUUCUCAAAUAUUUGAUGAAAUGUUUGAAUUCUUGAAGGUGCAUUAUGCUCAGAAAAAUAUCACAGAUUUAGACAGCCCAUCUUUCCAAGCCUAUCGCUCUCAAAUUGAGAAGCUCAUGGAACCAGUUGCCAAAGUUGCUUUCAUCGGGCUACAAGAAAACACCCUUAGUUUCAAAGAAGGUGAUUUUGCACAGUGCUCAGACUCCAUUGAAACAGCUUGCAGAGUAGGGGUGUUGUCUCAGGAGAAAAAUUUGUCAUCUAACCUGUAUGAUAAGAGCAGUAUGUUCCUGCAGUCUACUAUCUUCUUUCCACACAAACUAUUUCAGGAGUACAUAGCUGCGGUCCAUCUUGCUUCCCUGUAUGAAUUGGAUCACAAUGAAUUCAACAGGCUGAUUGAGCAAGUAGUGCUGCCUAGAAAGGAAGAGUUUAGGUAUCUCCUGUACUUCACUGUAUCACGGGACAAAACCAUUGCCAAGCAUGUCAUGAAAUGCAUGUUACAGGGUGGCACCUCAGACAAAAAAAAUAUGAAUUUCUUGGUUGAUGUAUCCUUUGAGAGUCAGGACCUAGACACUGCAGCCUUGUUGAGGGGUAGAAUAUCAUAUCUGACAAUACAGCCAUUAAUGACAGCACACACAAUAGCAGGUUGUAUAUUCACUGGACUAGGUGUACAUAGAGAUGUGAUCGAUCUUGGAGUAAAUGGAGAAUUUGGACCAAUUAUAUCACAUGAUAUGGGGGAGAUUAUAUGCUCUGUGCCCUCUCUAGAGGAAGUUACACUACUUCAAGCUGCCUUGCACAGUGACUUCUAUGCAGUUCUUGCUAAAGAAGGAAACAAGUCCAAGGUCCACACUGUCGUGCUCUAUGACAUUAGCUGUCCAACAUCAGCCUCUUCACAUUACCUAGCGGAUGCUUUGUGUUCCAUGCCAAACCUGACUCACCUGACACUACAGGGAAAGGAUUUCCAGGAGGAGUUCUAUUCUACACUGAAUGCAAAGGCGUCAACCUUACAGGGUUCUUUUCCUCAAAUCAGUAAUGGAAAUUUCAAGUUCAACGGAAAGUACCAAGUAGAUAUCGAUUCAUUCCUGCAGGAGCUCACUGACAGGCGAUUGACGUUACCACCAUCAGACUACCCUCAACAGUAUGUUGGUAAUACAUCAGAUACAUCAGAUACUGUAUGUCAAUUGUCUCAGACAUAUGCAGAAGGUAGCAGCGGUCUGAGCAGGCCUUGUAAGAGGCAAGCUCCUUCUACUCAGUCAAGAGUUCCGCAGGAUGAUCCUGAAAUUCCAGAGAAGCAAUCAAAGAUUGAUCUGGAAUCAGAUAGAAUACUUAACACACUAUCGAAACACAUGCCUCCCGGGACUUACGCAACGCUAUGCACACAUCUUGGCAUCGGAUACGACGAAGCCAACUUCAUCCUAGCCAGGUUUAACAUGGACUACCAGAGAGCUACGAGGGAUUGCUUGGCACAGUGGAAGACAAGGACAGGUGGUAAUAUGGCCCAGCUUAAGGCCAUCCUUGUGGAUGCAGAGGUCGGAGAUUUGGUGAAGUAUAUAGAGUAUUCAUGUGAAGCUUCCAACUGGGGCAAUAUGAACUCUUAAACGUGACACUGUGUUUAGGCUUUUAUUCAAAAUCGCAGGUUUAACAAAGGAACCUUGAAAUGACACCUGGCUGAAUUUCUCCCCAGAGAGUGGAGAAUGUUGUUACAUUGUGUGCAGGCAAGCCUAAAAUUUAUGACCAGAGUAAUGACAUUUGUUUAAAGCACUUAGAGACAUCAUAUAUGUUUCAAUCGCUAUAUAAAUCUUGAAUAUUAUAGUAUUAUUAACAAAGUUUGAGGUCUAAAUUUUCAGGUUUAACUGUAUUAGUGGAAUACAGAAUUUCGGUAUUAGUAAAUUGUGUGUCCUUCACAAGAAGCCUGGAACACAUAUCAUUAUAAAUAGUUGACUUUAAUUGAAGGAUAUUUGCUUGUGAGGCCGACAGAUAGAUAUAAUUAUUACGAUUAUUCCGUUUUACUAAAUUUGGACAUGCCUUAAGCAUAUUAUUGUUAGCAAUAAAAUACCAUAAUUUCAAACAUACAUGUAUGUGCUUAUUAUUUAAAUAUGCUAUCCUGUUUGGUUGAAAAUGAAAGAAGCCCCAGUAUGCAAUAUUGACUAUGAGGUUGUUUUGUAUUGUAAUUGUUAUUUUAUGUAGUAUUUACAGUACCAUAUUGUAGUUAAUUGCAUGCAUUUUGUUCAGGUUCACACAAGUUGAGGAUACACAGUUGGGCCCGAAAGAAAUUCAUUUUACACAGAUUUUCUCCACUGCACUCAUUCCUAUUAUGAGUCACUCAUCUCAGAGUGAUUAGUGAUGUAUAUACUAUAUAUAUUAAACAGAGACCAUAUUCGUCUAUUUUCCUGAAGUGAAAAGUUGACAGGAAUGAGUGAAGUUGUGAUCAUGUAUAUCAUGCCCAACUGGACAUGUACAGUAUGUACUUGAUAAUGUUUUUGUUUUUUCUUUGUCUUCUUCCACGAGUUUGUGUGCCUUAUGCUUUGUAUAUACUAUAAAUAGAGACAAAAUUUGUUUAUCUUCCUGGAGUGAAAAGUUGACAGGAAUGAGUGAAGCUGUGAUAAUGUAUAUCUGGCCCAACUCUACAUGUAUAUAUAUAUAUACAAUUCAAGGAUUAUUCCAGUACUUGAUAAUGUUUGUUUUUCUUUGUCUUCUUCUAUUUCAACUAUCAGUAGAUGUGUACCAAGUUUUGUGUGCCAUAUGCUUUGUAUAUGCUAUAAACAGAGACAAAAUUUGUCUAAUUUCCUGAAGUGAAAAUUUGGCAGGAAUGAGUGAAGUAGUUUCUAUCUGGCCCAACUCUACAUGUAUGUACAUCUACAAUUCAGGGAUUUUUUCAGUACUUGAUGUUUUUGUUUUUUCUUCAUCUUCUUCCAUUUUUAACUAUCAGUAGAUGUGUACCAAAUUUUGAAUGCAUUAUGCGUUGUAUAUACUAUAAACAGAAAUAGAAUUUGUCUAUCUUCCUGAAGAUAAAAGUUGACAGAAUGAGUGAUAUUUAUAUUUAAUUCAGGGAUUAUUCCAGUACUUAAUAGGAUUGUUGUUGUUUUUCUUCCGUUCAUUUUAACUAUCGGGCCUCUGAUUAGAUGUGUACCGAGUUUUGUGUACCUUAUGCUGAAGGCCUUAUCGUUUGAUCUUAUAGUUUUCAAGUUUACAACCUUGUACUUAUGAUAUAUGCAAAGAAUACCAAAUUAACUGAAAUGGAAAUUUCAUUACAUCUGAAAUAUGUUCAUAACAAUCAUGUUUGUGCUUACCAUGUUUAUGUGUACGGAGUAUGUGCCAAAGAUUAAAGUAUUUCUUGUAUUUCUUAUUC
Molecule: messenger RNA, 5021 nt
Organism: Strongylocentrotus purpuratus (purple sea urchin)
Lineage: Eukaryota; Metazoa; Echinodermata; Echinoidea; Camarodonta; Strongylocentrotidae
Exons: 10
Coding region: 178-3270 (1030 amino acids)
Source: RefSeq, a predicted model, not a curated record